Molecule: messenger RNA, 2622 nt
Organism: Colletotrichum graminicola M1.001
Lineage: Eukaryota; Fungi; Ascomycota; Sordariomycetes; Glomerellales; Glomerellaceae
Product: DEAD/DEAH box helicase
Exons: 1
Coding region: 1-2622 (873 amino acids)
Cellular component (GO): nucleus
Molecular function (GO): nucleic acid binding; ATP binding
Source: RefSeq, a predicted model, not a curated record
AUGUACGCCCGUUACGUUCCCUCGAAGAAGACCAAGGAGGCACCGCGGCCUGCCGAGCCGUCACCUCCGCCUCCGCCACCACCAUCGGCGCCGGAAUCCUCCUCGGCCCCCGCUGACGACGGCCUCGUAUCCGGAGGCUCGACAGCCAGCCCCUACGCACGAUUCGUUCCUUCAAAAAGCUCGAAACCCCGCGCUCCCCUCGCAAAUGUAAUCACGGCGGACACCGACGGCCUGUCUCCGGCGACCAAGCGCAAGCACCAGGUUUCUGCCGAGGCCGAGGAGGAGGAGAUGCAAGUCAAGAAGAAGAAGAAGUCUAGGAAAUCCGAAGAUGGGACUGCGCCGGAUGAAGAUGCGGCCACGCCCAAGAAGUCCAAGAAAGACAAGAAGAACAAGACCUCGAGGCAAGACGACGAACCCACAGGCGACGAGGCACAUCGGGAAACGGAAUCGCAGGGAACGGGAGACGGCAAAAAGAAGAAGACGAAGAAGAGCGCGCCAGAAGCCUCUGAAUCCGAAACCGCAGCACAGGGAGACGGCGCAGAAGGGCCCGGACCCAAAAAGGACAAGUCGAAAAAGAAGAAGGGCCGCGACGACGCCGGAAACGGGGACGGAGAGGGAGACGAAGUCGAUGCGCGGCACAAGGCCGUCCUUGCCAAGGCCACCAAGUACUUGAAAAAGGCCGCCGAGUUGGCCCCGGCCGGCGCCCCCGAGAAGAUGGACGUGGACGAAGAAGCGGCGGAGGAGGUGGAGGAGCACGGGCUGGAGCCGCUGCCGCAGCCCGAGCCCGCCUCCCUCGACGACUCCAAGCCCUCGUACGAGACGCUGCCGCACUGGCUCGCCGCCCCGAUCCGCGUCGCCCCGGACACGCGCACGCCGUUCGCCGACAUCGGCAUCAACCCAAAGGCCGCCCGGGCCCUCGAGUCCAAGGGCUUCAGGGACGCGUUCGCCGUCCAGACGGCCGCCUUUCCCCUGCUCCUCCCGUCCUGCAAGCACCGCCAGGGCGACCUCCUCAUCGCGGCGGCCACCGGCUCCGGCAAGACGCUGGCGUACGCCCUCCCCGUCGUGCGGGACAUCAGCCAGGGCGCCGUCACCCGGCUGCGCGCGCUCGUCGUCCUGCCGACGCGCGAGCUGGUCAAGCAGGCGCAGGAGGUGUUUGAGCUCUGCGCCGGCGCCUUCGACGGCCGCGACCAGAAGAGGGUGCGCAUCGGCAUCUCCAUCGGAAGCCAGCAGCUGAGGCACGAGCAGGCCGCCCUGGUCGAGAGGGAGGAGAGGUACGACCCGGAAGCCUACCGCGCGGCGCGCAGUCGGGAACUCGAGGCGUGGAUGGACGUCGAGGAGCCAGCAACACCAGCCGGCUCCAAGGACGCGGCGGCUGCGGGCUCCCUGCCGGACCACGUCGUGGACUACACCUCCAAGGUGGACGUCCUCAUCUGCACCCCCGGCAGGCUCGUCGAGCACAUCAACCUCACGCCCGGCUUCUCGCUCGACCACGUGCGCUGGCUGGUCGUCGACGAGGCCGACAAGCUCCUCGCGCAGAGCUUCCAGGGCUGGCUCGACGUCGUCAUGCCCAAGCUCCGCACCAACAAGUUCAGCGCCCGCGACUUCCCCGACUCCAACCUCGGCGGCGUCGUGCGCAAGAUCGUCCUCAGUGCCACCCUCACGCGGGACCUCAGUCUGCUGAGCGGGCUCCACCUCCGCCGGCCGCAGCUCAUCGUGCUCGAGGGCAGCCAGGCCGACGGCUCCGCGCCCAUCGCCGAGCACACCCUGCCGACCCUUCUCAAGGAGUCCGCCAUCAGAGUGCACGACGCCAACCUCAAGCCGCUCUACCUCAUCGAUCUCCUCCUCGGCGGCCACCUCAUGUCCGAGACCGCCACCAAGGCGCUGUCCGCGCCCGCCGCCGAGCACGACGAGGACAACGACGAGACGUCCUCGUCAGACGCCUCCGCAGACACCUCGUCCGACGCCGGCUCCGACUCGGACUCGGAUACAAGCUCCGACUCCGGUUCUGACAGCUCCUCGGACGAUGACUCAGACGACGACAACUCAGACGCCGCCGCCGCCGCUGCCACGCCCAAGACAAAAACCGCCCGCACCCUCUUCACGACGACGGCCCUCAUCUUCACAAAGUCCAACGAGUCGGUCCUCCGCCUCUCCCGCCUCAUCGCCCUCCUCGAGCCGUCCCUGGCGCCGUCCAUCGCGACCCUCACGUCGACCCAGAAGACGUCGGACCGCCGCCGCGCCCUCCGCGCCUUCGCCGGCCGCCGCCUCCGCCUGCUCGUCGCCUCCGACCUCGUCGCCCGCGGCGUCGACCUGCCCCUGCUCGACAACGUCGUCAACUACGACCUGCCCGCCAGCGCCGCCGGCUACGUCCACCGCGACGGUCGCACCGAUCGCGCCGGUCGCGCCGGGCCGCUGGGAAUCACGUCGAGGACGGCGAGAGCGGCUGGUUCUGGGGCAAGAUCGCCAAGCCUGAGCAGCGGCAUCCGCCGCGCCGCCCGCGUCGACCGCCUGCGCAUCGGCGACCCCGACGCCGGCGGCUUCGGCGACGAGAGGGUGCGCCAGUACGAGGACGCGCUCGAGGCGCUGGGCAAGGAGGCCGGCGAGGCGAGGAGGCACAGGUAG